Messenger RNA from Melanotaenia boesemani (Boeseman's rainbowfish), 1876 nucleotides. RefSeq names its product solute carrier family 35 member F2-like. Bases 267 to 1553 code for a protein of 428 amino acids. Gene Ontology annotation, cellular component: membrane. The transcript has 8 exons. NCBI's taxonomy places the organism in Eukaryota, Metazoa, Chordata, Actinopteri, Atheriniformes, Melanotaeniidae. Gene Ontology annotation, molecular function: transmembrane transporter activity. The record is from RefSeq and is a predicted model, not a curated record. Gene Ontology annotation, biological process: transmembrane transport.
ACUGUAAGACAAAUACUCAGGUUAUAGCACUAUAAAAAGCCAUUUAUACAAGUUGAUAACUACUCUGUGAAUGCAUCUUUCAUUAUCAGCUCUUAUCUCAGAGUGUUGCUCGUUGUCUUCAUUGUGCUUUGCACAAACACAGAUAAGUGACAAUGUAAUCUUUGCCCUCACAAAAGCAGUUAAUCAUUCAGUCUCUGAAUGUCAAGGAGUUAAAAGCCUGUUUCAGAGAAAGUCAGAGAGAGCUCCUUCAUCAGUGGUGAGGAAAUAUGGCUGAUUCAAAUGGCAACGUGGGCUUUGGGAAUGAAAGCAGACUUCUAGUGAGGAUCAGGAAAUACAAUCCCAAGGAAAUUUUCACAUGGCAGCUGGCCAAGAUGCUGAUGAUGGGUCAGGGUCUGGCUGGACUCAUUUGUGGAACAGCUAUCUCCUCCCAGUAUCUAGCCACAUACUUCCAUGUGAACACACCCAUGCUGCAGAGCUUCCUGAACUAUGCUCUGCUGUGCACAACCUACAGCACUGUGCUGCUCUGCAGAACAGGGGAUGGCAAUAUUUUACAGAUUCUGAAGAGAAGAUGGUGGAAGUACCUUCUGCUGGGGCUGGUGGAUGUGGAGGCCAACUAUGCUGUGGUCAAAGCAUACCAGUACUCCACCCUUACCAGCGUGCAGCUGCUUGACUGCUUUGUGAUCCCAGUCCUAAUGGUGCUGUCCUGGUGGAUUUUGAAGACACGUUACAGAAUAGUCCAUUAUGUCGCAGUCUGCAUCUGCCUUCUUGGUGUGGGGGCCAUGGUGGGGGCUGACCUGCUGGCUGGAAGAGAUCAGGGUUCCACCUCAAAUAUCUUAUUAGGUGAUGGUUUAGUGCUGCUCAGUGCUACGUUGUAUGCCGUGUCUAACGUGUCUCAGGAAUACACAGUGAAGAACCUGAGCAGGGAGGAGUUUCUUGGUAUGAUCGGCCUGUUCGGAACAAUCAUCAGCACCAUACAGAUGGUGAUCCUGGAACCGAAUGAUAUUUCUGCCAUCAAGUGGAGCUGGCAAGUAGGACUCCUGUUUUCUGCAUAUGCAUUAUGCAUGUACCUUUUGUACAGCUUUAUGCCCAUCGUAAUUAAACUGAGCAGCGCCACUUCUGUCAACCUCUCCCUGCUCACCGCUGACCUCUUCAGCCUCUUCUGCGGAAUCUUCCUCUUCCAGUACAAUUUUUCUGGACUCUACCUGGUCUCCCUCGUGGUCAUUCUCAUUGGCUUCAUCACCUUUAAUGCUGUACCGACACCUACCACCCCCACAGACUCCAGCAUAUCCUCUUCCACCACUUCUAGGUGUGAGGACGGUUACUAUGACAAUCCUGUUGCAGCUGAGAAUGAUAUAACCAGGAAGGAAGUGGCUGUUAGGAUCCCCACUGAGGAAGAGGUAGAGGAUGAAGAGGAGCUGUCAGGGACUGGAGAUAAGGAAGACAAGUGGGAGGAGACGAGGAAGCAAAAUAAGAGUGCUUCAGGUGCAUCACAGAACUUUGGAGAACAGAGAAAUGAUGAAGAUCUGGUUGUUGGACGUAGCACUAAACUAUGAAAAACAGCAUAACAGCCUGUCAGGAUACAAUAUGCAACCUUAAAUAUAUGAAUAUAUAUUGAUAAAAUGUUGUUGAAAAAGAUUUAUUUAUUGAUUUGUUCAUGUAAAACAACCUACAUAACAUGAAAAGGCAAAAUACACAAAGUUAGAGCAAAGGCAAAUAAAACUGUUGUAUUUUUUUUGUAUGAGUCAAAAAUCUUUUGAAAGUUGAGUAUGUGUUAAUUUUUUUCUUCUUUUUUACUUAUUCCAUAUUCCUAAAGGGCCCAUAUUAGGCUAAAUUCACUUUCUAAAGGUUUCUAACAGUCAUAUGUGUCCUCAUAGCC